AUGAUAUUAGGAAAUAUAGGACAUAUAAGAAUUCCAGAAAGAUCAAACUGGAGAAACACCGGAAGUCCUCCCGACUAUCAGCAACAGCUUCCCCUCAGCUCUUAUCUUCCUUACUCCAACUCAGAAAAUAAUUGUUUUCGGGGUGAAUGGGCGGGGGGGGGGGGGGGGGGGAUACUAUAUCAACUUAGUAGCCCACAAAUAAGCAAAUGCACAUUGAAUUUUUUUUUUCCAUCAUGGUUUCCACAUCGGAUUCCAUAA
Molecule: messenger RNA, 258 nt
Organism: Penicillium digitatum Pd1
Lineage: Eukaryota; Fungi; Ascomycota; Eurotiomycetes; Eurotiales; Aspergillaceae
Source: RefSeq, a predicted model, not a curated record